AAUAAUUGAAAUAAAUAUAGUUGACAUAACAAUAAUUAAGACAGAUUACCUUAAGAAAUAUGUUUUCAAGAACCUAUAUGUUUAAAAAACUUGAUAAAUUUAUUAGAAUAAAACAACAUAAACUGUACACCGUACAAAUAUGCCAACAUAAGAUUCAUAAUGGAAAUACGUCCAUUUCAUCAAAUUCUACUGAACAUCAAUUAUCGAUAGAUUCAAAGAAAACAGUUAAAAAUAAAUUUUUAACACCAAUUUAUCAUAAUGGAUUAGUAUCAAAUAUAAAUAACAGGACUCGUAAUCAUGUAUUGAAUAGUGUAUGUUAUAUGAGUACUGUUAGUACUAACAAUGCAGCAGAUAUCUUAAAAUCUAUCAGCAGUUUACCAGAAAUACCGAAACCUCCUACAGUAUCAACAAAUGAAACGACAGCAGAUUUACUCGAAGCAACCACUAACUUAACGACACAAACAAUAGACGCACUAAAAGAACCAUCGUUUGAGAGUUUGGGUCUUGGUGGUUGGACUCCAGUCGGAAUGGUACAACAAUGUUUGGAAUAUUUACAUAUUGGCUUAGAUGUUCCGUGGUGGCUAACAAUUGUCAUAGGUACAAUGUGUGUAAGAAUAUUAAUAUUCCCAUUGGUAAUAAUUGCUCAACGAAAUGCGGCUAUUAUGAAUAACCAUAUGCCAAGAUUACAAGAAUUACAAGUAAAAAUGUCAGAAGCGAGACAGUCCGGUAAUAAUUUAGAUGCAGCACGAUAUGGACAAGAAAUGAUGGUAUUUAUGAAAGAAAAAAAAUUAAAUCCAUUAAAAAAUAUGCUUGUACCAUUAGCACAGGCACCCCUUUUUAUAUCAUUUUUUAUGGGCUUACGUGGAAUGGCAAAUGUACCUGUUGAUAGUAUGCGUUAUGGUGGAUUAUUUUGGUUCACUGAUUUAACUUUACCAGAUCCAUUUUACAUAUUACCAGUUAUAACCAGUUUUACUAUGUGGGUUACAAUUGAGGUUGGUACUGAUGCUGCCAGAUUAUCCUCUCAAAAUUUACAAACAAUGCGUUAUGUAUUAAGAGCGCUACCAGUUAUUAUUAUACCUUUUACAAUAAAUUUCCCUGGAGCAAUAUUAUGUUACUGGGUAUCAACAAAUUUUAUAUCAUUAUUACAAGUUGGAUUUUUACGUAUACCAUCUGUACGAAGUUAUUUUAAUAUUGAUCCAUUAGUUACACAUAAUCCAGAAAAUUUACCUGUUAAACCAAAGCCAUUUGUUGAAGGAAUGAAAGAAUCAUGGCGUAAUAUGAAAAUUGCUAAAGAAUUAGAAGAACGUGAAAGAUUUGACGAUAUGCAAUUUCAACGAGCAGGACGUGGUCCAAUAAUUAAAACAUAUAAAUUCGAUCCCACAAAAGUGAGUGGUCCACCAGUGACACCACCAACAAAAAAAUAGUUUUCAAUUUUGUAUAUAUGUUAUUAUUUAUG
Molecule: messenger RNA, 1456 nt
Organism: Chrysoperla carnea
Lineage: Eukaryota; Metazoa; Arthropoda; Insecta; Neuroptera; Chrysopidae
Product: mitochondrial inner membrane protein OXA1L-like
Exons: 6
Coding region: 60-1424 (454 amino acids)
Biological process (GO): mitochondrial respiratory chain complex IV assembly; protein insertion into mitochondrial inner membrane from matrix
Cellular component (GO): mitochondrial inner membrane
Molecular function (GO): membrane insertase activity
Source: RefSeq, a predicted model, not a curated record